AUGGCGAUGGGAGAGCAAGUCGCAGACCGGGGGGAGAUGAUUGUGACUCCGCGGAGCGGGGGGGGGUGCAAGGCGGAACGGCAGACGGCGGGGGAGCAGCGGAAGGUGAAGCAGCGGAGGGAAGAGCAAGUGGAGCAGCGGAGGGGGAGCUGGCAGCGGCGGAUGUCGGGGAAGCGCAAGGCGCAGAAGAGGGCGGGAGGUCUUGGCAUCGGAAUUCUCACCACGCCCUACGCGCUCGCCCAAGCGGGCUGGUUAGGCUUGCUCCUUCUGCCCGCCACGUCCCUCCUCUACCUCCUCACCGCCCGCCUCCUCCGUGCCUGCAUGGACCACACACCAUCCACCGAUCCCCACUCCCCUGAUACAAGUAUCCACACCUCGACUGCAAGCAGCCACGCCUCCACCACCGCACCCUACACCUCCGCAACUUCUCCCCACACCUCCGCCACUGCACUCCACGCCUCCACGAUCACCACCUACCCCGACAUAGGCGCGGCAGCGUUCGGCCGCACAGGGCGCAUGCUCACAUCUCUGGUGCUCUACGGGGAGCUCUUCGCCGUGUCGGUCGAGCUGCUCAUUCUCGAAGGGGAUAGCCUCGCCUUCCUCUUCCCCUCCUUCGCCCCGCACGGCGUCUCCCUGGGGACCUCCCUCCGUCUGUCCGCCAACCAGGUGUUUCUGAUAAUCGCAGCGCUCAUCGUGCUCCCCACGGUGUGGCUGAGGAAAAUGUCUCUUCUGGCGUAUGUGUCGGUAGGGGGGUUGCUUGCUGCGCUGGUCACGGUGGUGGGCGUGGCGUGGGUGGCAGCAGUGGGAACAGACGAUGCAGGCUCUGCUGCUGCCGCUGCCUCGUCAGCAGCUGCAGCAGCGCAUGGGGGAUCGGCGUUGCUGCGUCUGCAGGGAAUACCAGUGGCGAUGGGGAUAUUCGGGUUCUGCUUCUCGGGGCAUGCUGUCUUCCCCACCAUCUACCGCUCCAUGGACAAGCCCCAGCACUACAACCGGGUACUCCUCAUCUGCUUCACCGUCUGCACAUGCAUAUACGGCGGCAUCGCCAUUCUCGGCUAUUCCAUGUACGGACAAGCCACUGCCGCCCAGAUUACCCUCAACCUCCCGCCCUCUCUCACGCCCUCCCGCAUAGUCCUAUGGACCACCAUCAUCUCACCCCUCACCAAAUUCGCCAUCACCAUCACCCCCGUCGCUCUCGCCCUCGAGUCCUCCCUCUCCUCCCUCCUCUCCAACCUCUCCCCUCCCAACCUCGCCUCCUGUACGCCUUACUGCGUGCCCCGCUUCAAGAACAGAGGCUGCAGCUGCAACUGCAAGUACACGCCGCUCCCUCUCUCCCGGCUCUCGAAUCUCCCAGGCUUUAACAGAAUGAGGAUCAGCGGAAAGACAGCUGUGUCCCUAACUGUGAGGACUCUACUGGUGGUGCUGGUGGCAGCGGCGGGAUUACUGCUUCCUUUCUUCGCCCUGGUUAUGACUCUCACGGGCUCUCUUCUCAGCAUCUCCAUCUCUUUGCUCCUCCCCACGGCCUGCCACCUCAGCAUUAAGUGGCGCCAGCUGUCGCGUGCGUCGGUUGCGUGCCACGUGGCGAUUCUCCUGGGAGGGACAGCGGCGGCUGUGACGGGGACGGUUUAUGCUGUCAGGGGGAUAGCUGCUGGUGGUGGUGGGUCGCAUUAG
This is a messenger RNA of Closterium sp. Naga37s-1, 1668 nucleotides long. The record is from the annotation of a GenBank genome assembly. Lineage: Eukaryota; Viridiplantae; Streptophyta; Zygnematophyceae; Desmidiales; Closteriaceae.